ACUGUAUCGAGUGAAAUCCGGUGAUUGUUGUCAUACGAGGAAAAAGGAAAGCUACGAAUCACGAAGUUCGCGUCGACGGAGAAUUGAUAUUCUCGACUGGGAACUCGAAAAGCUCAAGAGAUCGACAUGGACUUCUUCGGUUACGCUUAUGCCGCCGCAAUCAGCCUCGGCGGAUUGAUGGGCUAUCUCAAGGCCGGGAGUGUUAUGUCAUUGUGUGCAGGUCUUACGUUUGGAUCACUUGCUGCCUACGGUGCCAAGCAAAUCAGCGAGGACCCUACGAAGAUCCAUAUUCUGCUAUUCGUCUCCAGUGUAUUGAGUAUUCUCAUGGGUUAUCGGUUUGCCAACUCGGGGAAAUUCAUGCCAGCUGGUUUGACCUGCAUGCUCAGCUUGGCGACCGUCGCCAGGCUGAUUGUGACUAGGGUACUGCUGUGAGACCGAUGGGAUCUGUGACAUCGAGCUCCGGUCCUUUUCUCGCUCUCAGUCAGUCCAGGCGCACUCUUCGAGUCUCCUAACCAGAUUGUAUAAUAUAAUUAUACGACUAUAUUGCGUAUAAAUAAAUGGUUCGAUAUUCCCCGCACGGCGGGUGAUGCGCC
This is a messenger RNA of Galendromus occidentalis (western predatory mite), 593 nucleotides long. RefSeq names its product transmembrane protein 14C. The record is from RefSeq and is a predicted model, not a curated record. Gene Ontology annotation, cellular component: mitochondrial membrane. Bases 127 to 432 code for a protein of 101 amino acids. The transcript is spliced from 3 exons. Lineage: Eukaryota; Metazoa; Arthropoda; Arachnida; Mesostigmata; Phytoseiidae. Gene Ontology annotation, biological process: regulation of heme biosynthetic process.